GUUUACGUUUUGUUUUCAUGGGAGAGCGUAUGAGCUCCCCCCUGCCAGUCUUAUUGUUGUCUCCCAACGAUUUGCUCCCAUCAUUUAUCUGGUUUCGCUGGGAAUGAAAAUCUGAAUGUGAAUGGCCAGCCGCCAGUUGUUUCCGCGCUCAGUCAUAAAAGCUACAUCGUAGCAAACGAGCGUGCAUCUCGGAGAUAAUGUUGAUACCUAUUAACCCAUUGGUGCUGUGCAUCCUACCGCUGGUGUUCUUCCUCACCGAGGCGAGAACACGACCCAGUGGUAACGAUCGCAUCGUGUUUCCAAAGGAUGACGACGAUACCAGCUCGAGAUUCACAUACUCGACCACAACGACAACCGAGGAACCCACAGUAGCACUGGAAAGCACAAACACCACAGAACAGAUCACCCUUGGAUCGGAGGAGCUGGCUAAUGAAAACACCACUGUGGUGCCCGUUAUAGACAAUCGAAUAUUGCUGGAGACGACCCAAAAAUGUAAGCCUGGCUUUGAGCUGUUCGCAAAACGAUGCAGAAAGCCGGCGUAAUCUGUAGUCGCUAAGAUUGAUGUUAGCCAAUAAAGUGAUAUUGUAUAGAA
Drosophila mauritiana is the source of this 592-nucleotide messenger RNA. RefSeq lists its product as uncharacterized. Bases 198 to 542 code for a protein of 114 amino acids. The transcript has a single exon. Lineage: Eukaryota; Metazoa; Arthropoda; Insecta; Diptera; Drosophilidae. The record is from RefSeq and is a predicted model, not a curated record.